Larimichthys crocea (large yellow croaker) is the source of this 4903-nucleotide messenger RNA. RefSeq names its product signal transducing adaptor molecule (SH3 domain and ITAM motif) 1 (gene stam). The record is from RefSeq and is a predicted model, not a curated record. NCBI's taxonomy places the organism in Eukaryota, Metazoa, Chordata, Actinopteri, Sciaenidae. Gene Ontology annotation, molecular function: ubiquitin binding; phosphatidylinositol binding. Gene Ontology annotation, biological process: protein transport to vacuole involved in ubiquitin-dependent protein catabolic process via the multivesicular body sorting pathway. Gene Ontology annotation, cellular component: ESCRT-0 complex. The transcript has 14 exons. The coding region runs from base 312 to 1862 and encodes 516 amino acids.
ACAGUUUGUAGCUUAUGGUUCAUUGUCACAGUGAAGACAGAUUAAUUAACACCUGUGUGACUUGCGAGGGUGUUAAAUCAUUGGGUGGUAUCGAUUUAUUUGACACCGGACUAUCUGCAUCCAUUACCCAGCAUGCCUCGCUUGUUGCCGUCUGGGGCGAAGCAGUGACUGUGUAGAAUAGAGCCAGCUACGUUUGACAUUCAUGAAGUUUGUCGUUACUAUGCAUUUCUAUUGUGUGAAAUAAGACAAAGAGGGACAGAAACGUAACAAGGGGAAGGGGACAAAUCUGUUGUUGUGUCAACACACCAGCAAUGCCUCUCUUCACGACCAACCCCUUCGACCAAGAUGUUGAGAAAGCAACCAGUGAGAUGAACACAGCUGAGGACUGGGGCCUCAUUCUGGACAUAUGUGAUAAGAUAGGACAGUCACGCACUGGGCCUAAGGAAUGUCUCCGCUCUAUAAUGAGAAGAGUGAACCACAAAGAUCCCCAUGUGGCCAUGCAGGCACUGACUCUUCUUGGAGCCUGUGUCUCAAACUGUGGGAAGAUAUUCCACUUGGAGGUGUGCUCCAGAGAGUUUGCCAGCGAAGUCAGUAACGUUUUAAACAAGGGCCACCCCAAAGUGUGUGAGAAGCUGAAAGCCCUGAUGGUGGAGUGGGCAGAGGAUUUCCGCAAUGAUCCCCAACUCAGUCUGAUCUCGGCUAUGAUCAAGAAUCUGCGUGAGCAGGGUGUCACUUUCCCAGCUGUGGGGUCCCAGGCUGCAGAGCAGGCGAAAGCAAGCCCUGCUUUAGUGGCAAAGGAUCCCUCCACCUCAACAAACAAAAAAGAAGAAGAGGACUUGGCCAAAGCUAUUGAGCUGUCACUGAAGGAGCAGCGUCAGCAGCCACAGACCUCCCUGUCGGGUCUUUACCCGAGCACCUCCAGCCUGCUCUCAUCACACAAGUCUGACGGCAGGAAAGUCCGCGCCAUCUACGACUUUGAGGCAGCCGAGGACAAUGAGCUCACCUUCAAGUCAGGAGAAAUCAUCACUAUCCUGGACGAUAGUGACCCGAACUGGUGGAAAGGGGAAACGUACCAGGGAGUGGGAUUGUUCCCGUCUAACUUCGUCACAGCCGACCUCACUGCAGAGCCUGAGAUGAUGAAGACAGAGAAGAAGACAGUACAGUUCAGCGAGGACAUCCAGGUGGAGACCAUAGAGCCCGAACAAGAGCCUGUAUAUAUAGACGAGGACAAAAUGGACCAGCUACUGCAGAUGAUCCAGAGUGCAGAUCCAACAGACAACCAGUCGGACAGCGUUGAGUUACUACAGUUGGAAGGUGCGUGCAAUCAAAUGGGACCACUCAUUGACCAGAAGUUGGAGGAUAUAGACAGGAAGCACUCAGAGCUCUCAGAGCUCAAUGUGAAGGUGAUGGAAGCUCUGUCCUUGUAUGCCAAGCUGAUGAAUGAAGAUCCAGUUUAUGCCAUGUAUGCCAAGCUGCAGAGCCAACAGUACUACAUGCAGCAGCCUGCCAGCGCCGCACAGCAGGUCUACCCUGGUCAACCUGCAUCAGGUUCGUAUGCCAUGAGCGGUACCGCGGUGCAGGGUUACACUGUCCCCAUGGAGCAGCUUCCACCUGGUCAGCCAGCUCCCAGUGAUGUUCACAUGUACAUGGGUCAGCCGCCAGUCUACACUGCAGGUCCAGGCAGCAUGGCCCCAGCAGACGUACAGUCCUACCAGAACCCAGCCAGCGCCCCCGGCCCUGUCCCAGGCACGACUCCCGCAGGCAUGACGCAGACACCAAACUACAGCACCCACUCCGGCCCGAGCAUAGCACCUUCCUCAGAUGUCUCACAGGCCCCCUACUCAGAGAAAGCCUUGCUAUAGGGCCCCCUGAGCUCACUGUAAUCCUCACGCAUACACCUACACCAGACCCGAUCAAAUAGUGGUCGUAGAUAAUUUCUUCUGUUAUGUUUUUAUAUUUAGUUUUAUCAUAGAACACCAGAUGGAUGGAAGAAGAAGAAAUCAAAAAGACUAACUUGACAUUUGACACAAUAAAUAAAUAUACAGUUACACUUCUCACUCCAGGUUUCGAAGUGAUCAGGAGGGGUUUCAUUUUGAAGAGCUCACACCAAGUUACACAUGGUCUGUAACUGGACACUUUGUGUUCUUUUAGGACUUUAUUUAAAUUAUUCUUCUGCAUUUACACUCUUCUUCUUCAUGUCUUUAUGUGACUCAAAUGUGAAGACAUGGAGGAGCUUUCAGUUGCAUUUUGUUCUUAAUUCACACUCGUAAUUCAAGCCUGAUCACUUCCAAAUCUAGAUCUGAUAGCAAUAUAUGCAUCCUUUUUUUUUAUGUACGCCACCCCUGACAUUUAUUGCUUCCUUUUUAUGAAAGGAUAUUUUAUGGGUCUAUAAUUUUAACAUUUUCUAGGAAGUUUCCUGGAAAGAACUAAAUAGAUUAGUACAAAUCAUAGUGGAAAUGAGAGGAAAAGUUAUUUCAGUUGGGCAUUAAGCGGAUUUCUAAGCAGAUGAUUUCCGUAAAAGAGAAACUCAGUUUAAACUCAAGUAAAUAUUUAUGCAUCAGUCUUUUAUUAUUGGAAACUGUAUUUCUCAUAUGGUGUGUAUAUUUCUGGAUGAUCAUUUGAUCUAUGGCGUACUGACUUUUUAGGGUUAUGCAAUUUAAAUGUAGUAUUUUAUGGAUAAUUAGUAUCAAAUUCCAUAUUUCUUAACUAGAAACUUCCCAGAAAAUGGUUCAGAAAAUUACAGACCUGUUAAAUAAAUCUUUACUAAAAUUGCUUUGCGAAAACAAGUGUAACUGUAGGCCGAAACACAAAGUCAAUAUGCAAUUACUAUUUGAUCAAGUGUGAAAUACACACAGGCAUUCCUUCACACACCACCUAACAUGCACACUGGAGCUACACACACACACACUACACUACACUACACUACACUACACUACACUACACAACACAACACAGUACAGGCAGAUAUACAGCAGUCACAUCCCUUAUUACCUUCACUCACACACUAAUAUGGAGGGAAAUCCACAGUGUACCACAGCCUUCUCACCCACUUAAAGCAUCUGCUUUAGGAGGAGGGGGUGGGGGUCGAUUUACAUUUACCGUUUUUUUUUGUUUUUCUAUCCGAAAAAGGACUUUUAGCGAUGCUGAACAUGUUAGGCUACUACAUCCUGCAUAUGUCAUCAACUUUUAGAAGUACUGAAAACUGAAGCCACUUUGUUUUUUGUUUUGUUUUGUUUGGAGGGAAAAGAAACCAGAGGAGUUGAAGCAUGCACAUGACUCUUGUAUAUACUGUACUGAACUAGUAGAUGAAGCCACAUGACGACCUCAUGGGUGGGCUGGAUGUUAGCACAGCUCCGGGUGUUUCUCUCAGCCUUAAAGGUGAACUCUGCAGCCAUGAUGUCCCUGCUGAAUUAAAAGGUGUACUAGCCAAAGAGAACAAAGUGAAACAAACACUCACAUGCCAGAAAACAGAUAUAUUAUCUUUUCUUUUCUUUCUUUUCUUUACACGAUUGACUCUUAACUUCAUAUUGCAGAGUUUUCCUUUUCAAAAUGAGCAGCUCUAGGUCUUUGUUGGUGGAUGUAGAGUUUGCUCUCUGUCUCCAUUCAGGGGCUGUACUAACAGACUCGUACCACAGACCUGGCUACUACUGGGCGAUCUCUCUGAACAGCCCCAGUGUCUUUAAAGCAUCUCUUUAGUCAGUGUUGAAAAAUGAAUAUGUUUUUUUUGUAGUGCAUUUUAAUUUAUGUUUUGACUAUUGAUAUGCUAUUUUAAAUGGAGAAGCAGUGCAGGAUGUAUGUAUUCAGAGAAAAGCGGAAUAUGUGAUAUUCUGCAUAACUUAGUUGUAUAUUUAAAAUCGCUCGCGUGAGGACAUGGACGUUUCUCUCUGUGUUUGAUACAUGCUUAUUGUACUGUAGGGUCAAAUGGUAAUGUGAAAAACUGAUCGAACCUCCCCAUGCAUUCAGACGUGUCCUUUCUCAGAGCUGUCUAACACUAAAACAAAUUCUACCUGAAGCUGAACUGAAAUAAGAUUUUGGGAAGUACAGUCAGGAUUUGUAAACACCUCUUCCCCAAGGACUCCCUAAGCUAUCCGUUACAGUGACGUAAGUCAUUUACGAUCAAAUAUUGUACAAAGUCUACUUCUCGCACCAUACGUUGAUCUCACUACAUACUUUAAAGUCCUUGGGAAAGAGGACAUCCUUACAAACACGGACUUGUUUGCAAAAAGCUGAUGAAACAGGAAAAUUAUUUAUCUGUUGUUGUAUUAAUAUAAUAUCUAAACAAUGCUACAUGAAGGAAUUACAAAGCAGUUUUAAGUAUGUUAAACUAGAUUUUCCAAUUGCAGGGCAAAUUGGUGUAUUGAUCUGACUGUAAAGAUUUUGUCAUUUCAACUCUUGAAGUAAGAUGUUUCAGAUGUCCUUACUAUCCCCGUGCUGCCAUAACUUUAGCUCAACAUCUGGGACUUUGCAAAACAAACAAUCUUUUUUUCUUUCUCCGGGACUUGAUUUUAACUUUGAUAUAGUUGAUUCAAAGACAAGAAAAUCUUUUCUUUUCUUUUUUUGCUGCCUUCAACUAAAUGCAAGAGUAAAAGUGAAGUGUUAAUGUGUUGGAUCAAAGAGGGCUGAAAAUAUUAAAUAUAAAAAAAAAAGUAGCAGCUAUUCUGGGACCACAGGACCUAGGAGCCAGUUAAUCAUCCCUCGUAACAUCUCGUUGCACCACGGUGUUGGACUGCAGCCUCGAUGUAACUUUAUUGCACAGGAUUGAGAUUCUGCCUGUUUUUAAGUUUUGAAACAUCAUUAUUGUAAAGUUUCUGUCUAAACUUGUACCCUGCUGUUUGUAUGUAUUCUUUUAACCAUACUUAUUAAUUGGUAUUCACAAUAAAACCAGGCCAAAUGUACAGAAUAA